This is a messenger RNA of Naumovozyma castellii, 1872 nucleotides long. RefSeq names its product E1 ubiquitin-activating protein UBA2 (gene UBA2). The transcript has a single exon. The coding region runs from base 1 to 1872 and encodes 623 amino acids. The record is from RefSeq and is a predicted model, not a curated record. Lineage: Eukaryota; Fungi; Ascomycota; Saccharomycetes; Saccharomycetales; Saccharomycetaceae.
AUGCCAAGAGAAACGAAUAUUGUAAAAAUUGUGGGCGAAGAUAGUUAUGCAAAACUACGUUCCACCAAGUGUUUAUUAGUAGGUGCCGGUGGUAUUGGUUCUGAAUUGCUGAAAGACAUGAUUCUUAUGGACUUCGGCGAAAUCCAUAUUGUUGAUCUUGACACAAUUGAUCUUUCUAACUUGAAUAGACAAUUUCUCUUCAGACAGCGUGACAUUAAACAACCCAAAUCUACCACGGCUGUCAAGGCAGUUCAAUUGUUUAACAACUCAAAGUUAGUCCCGUAUCAAGGGAACAUCAUGGAUGCUAAUAGUUUCCCCAUUCAUUGGUUUGGCGAAUUUGAUCUCAUUUUCAAUGCUUUAGACAAUUUGGCUGCUAGGCGUUACGUUAAUAAGAUAUCUCAAUUUCUUCAUGUUCCGUUACUAGAGUCAGGUACCUCAGGAUUUGACGGGUACAUUCAACCAAUUAUCCCAGGAAAGACUGAAUGUUUUGAUUGUACCACAAAGGAGACACCGAAGACCUUUCCUGUGUGUACUAUUAGAUCUACACCAUCACAACCGAUUCAUUGUAUUGUAUGGGCUAAGAAUUUCUUAUUCAAUCAAUUAUUUGCUUCUGAACCCAGUCCUGAAGAUGAAGUUGAUACUAAGGAUUGGGGUACCACUGAUGAAGAGGAAAUUAAAAGGAUUAAACAAGAGACUAAUGAACUACAUGAGUUGCAAAAGAUUAUUGUCGACCAAGAAGAAUCUCGUAUCCCUGAUAUUUUAGAUAAACUUUUCAUUCAGGAUAUUAAUAAGCUAUUAUUGAUUGAAAACCUAUGGAAAACGAGAGAGAAGCCGACACCAUUGACAAAGACGCAAUUGAAGACGAUUGACCUGGCGGAUAAAAAAUUAGAUUUAAAUACCGUAUGGUCCAUUGAAGAUCAAUUAUCUCGAUUUGUUUCCAUUACUGUUAAGUUGAUGAAACGUAUAAGGACAGAAAAAGUAAUUGAAUUUGACAAAGACGACCAAGAUACCUUAGAAUUUGUUGCCACAGCAGCAAACAUCAGAUCUAAUAUAUUCAACAUUCCAUUGAAAUCUGUCUUUGAUAUCAAACAAAUUGCAGGAAAUAUUAUUCCUGCUAUUGCAACCACCAAUGCAAUUAUUGCAGGGUUAUCCUCUUUGGUAUCCCUUCGUGUUUUAAACUUGCUGAAAUAUGCACCAACUGAAUCUCCAUUAGACUUAAAUAUGGCAUUUACUGCAAAAGCUAGCAACCUAUCACAAGAUCGUUACAUUUCCAAUCCGAAUUUGGCUGCACCAAACUGCAAAUGUGCUGUCUGUAUGAAGGUAACCAGAGGAGUUCUUUCCAUUAAUGACAUGAACAUAACGUUGGGUGAAUUGAUAGGUAAACUGCGUGAGAAGUAUGGAUUUCCAGAGGAUAUUUCGUUACUGGAUUCCAGUGAGCAAAGAUUGUUGGUCGAUUACGAUUUUGAAGAUCUACUUGAUCGUUCGUUGAAGGAUGUUAAUUUGAGAAAUGGUUCGGUCAUUCUGUUGACGGAUGAAGAAGGUAAUGAGGAAACUGGCAUGGUUCGUAAACCAUUAGAAUUGUACAUAAAUGUCACAGAUGAUAAUUCUAUAAAGCUAACCUUACCUCCAAUAGAUGUUGAAUGGAUAAAGCAAAUUUCCGAGGAAGACAAAAAGAUGGAGGAUGAAAAGGCAAAACAAGAAGAGGUAAAUGAAGAAAUCAUUGAUGGUGAGAUUGUUAUUCUAGAUGAAGAGGAGGAGGAGAUCCCAAAAGGUAAAAAGAGGAAGUUGGAUGAUGAAAUUACUUCAGAGAAUCAUGAAAUGAAGAAAUCUAAAAUCGAUGAGACCGAUGAUGGUCAAAUCAUACUAGACUAG